Blepharisma stoltei is the source of this 780-nucleotide messenger RNA. Lineage: Eukaryota; Ciliophora; Heterotrichea; Heterotrichida; Blepharismidae. The record is from the annotation of a GenBank genome assembly.
AUGUCAUCCUUUUCAGAAGAAAAUUCAAGCCCUCAGCCCCAAAUUCAAAGUAGUGAAAUCAGUUAUUUUACAAAUAGAAGCGGAUUGCAGCUUGCCUACAGCAUUUCAAUAAGAAACUCCUCCGAUAAAAGGAUUUUGGUAAUUUGCCAAAUGUGACCUCCAGAAAUUUUUAUCAUGUGUGGAUUUUUACAUGAAAAUUUGGGCAUAAAUACAUUUAAAUUCGAGUUCACUGGGUUCGGAAAUAGUCAAGGUGAACGCUCUAUCGCUGCUUUUGCCAGAGAUGCUGACGAUAUUGACGAUGCAGUCAAGUUUUUAGCUUCAAAAGGCUUAAAAGCAGAAGGGCUUAUUGGGCAAACAAAAUGCGCAACAAGUGUAAUUAUUUAUUCUGCCUUAUAUGGCCAAAUUAAAAAUAUUUUUGCAUUGUCUGCAAGAUUUCAUAUGAACAUUCUACCGUAUUUUUUGCAAGAUAUUUAUGAUUUUCUUAGACAAAACAAAGAACUUGUCCAUAUGUGUUUAGAGUCUCAGUCAAAGUUCACGUGGGAAAUGAUUGAGGAAAUAAUAAGUACUGACAUGAAAUUUUAUUGUGAAAGGGCUCAAGGAAAUAUUUUUAUUAUUCAUGGGGAUGCUGACGAAGUUUGCCCUUAUUCAGAGUCUUUGGAGUUUGUAAAAGAAUUGAAAGAAAAAUGUAAAGGACAUUUUAGGAUAAGCGCUGACCAUUAUUUCAUUGGGGUUUUUGAUGAAAUUGUUGAGAUAGUUGAGAAGAUUAUGUUAGAUAAUUAA